Molecule: messenger RNA, 8134 nt
Organism: Salvelinus fontinalis (brook trout)
Lineage: Eukaryota; Metazoa; Chordata; Actinopteri; Salmoniformes; Salmonidae
Product: homeodomain-interacting protein kinase 1-like
Exons: 18
Coding region: 363-3848 (1161 amino acids)
Biological process (GO): peptidyl-threonine phosphorylation; peptidyl-serine phosphorylation; intrinsic apoptotic signaling pathway in response to DNA damage by p53 class mediator
Cellular component (GO): cytoplasm; nucleus; PML body
Molecular function (GO): protein tyrosine kinase activity; protein serine/threonine kinase activity; ATP binding
Source: RefSeq, a predicted model, not a curated record
UCCGUGACACGGAAGUACUUAGUAUUUCUGGCUUGCUUCACAGCGGUCUUAUGAUCGUGUUUUAGCUUAUAAAAGAAGUGUUUUUAAUUUUACAGAAAUACGUUUUAUUAUGUAACUACUUUUUAUUUAAUUUUAUUACAACCGAGUCGACUGUUUCCGACCGAAACCCCUCGCGAAUUGUGUGUGUCUGCGUAUCUACUUCUCUGUCGUUGGAAAACAAUGAAAUGAAGGCCUAGCGUUACUAGUUAAUCGGCAAAAUAGCGAACGUCAGCUAACUACAUCAGAUAAUCUACUAGUCUGUGUGGGAUUUCAGUUGAUGACUGUAUUAAUCAUCGACAUUACACUGUGAAAUCAAAUCAGGUAUGUCGUCCCAGCUCCAGGUGUUCUCGGCUCCCUCCAGCUCCUCCAGCGCAUUUUGCCGCGUCAAGAAGAUGAAGGUGGAGAACUGUGUUUGGGACACGUCCUCUGACUGCCCAUACGGUUCCGUGGGGGGCCAGCAGGGAGUAGGGGGUUACUCCUUCACCCCUGCACUAGGCGUGGCGGUGCCCCCCUUCGUCCCCUCUGCGUUAGUGUUCCCUCCUGCCGCAGGCUCCCGUGGCCAGGUGGUGGUCAGGCCAGCAGACAGCACGGGUAACCUCCCCCGGGGCUCCAGUCGCCGCCUCAACGACCAGUACACACACUCCUCGCACACAAACUCUGAGACGGCCAGCAUGGGGAACGGGAUACGACGACGGGGCCAGAAGAGGAAGAAUGACGACGUCGUCAAAGGGAGCGGGAGCGGCUGUGGGAGUGUUCAGAUCUUGGAGGAGCUCUCUGCCCCUCCUCCUGUCUUCUCCACGCGUACGGGGGGAGGAGGAGGGGGUACGGGCCAGUCCAUCCCCCACUCGGCCCCCACCACCAAGAGCUCCAGCUCCAGCGGAGAGGGGGACUACCAGCUGGUGCAGCAUGAGAUUCUGUGUUCAGUCUCCUGUAGUUAUGAGGUGCUGGAGUUCCUGGGGAGGGGGACCUUCGGUCAGGUGGCCAAGUGUUGGAAGAGGGGAACCAAUGAGAUCGUGGCUAUCAAGAUCCUCAAGAACCACCCUUCGUAUGCACGACAGGGCCAGAUCGAGGUGGGCAUCCUGAACCGUCUGAGUGAGGAGAACGCCGACGAGUUUAACUUUGUGCGUUCCUACGAGUGUUUCCAACACAAAGGUCACACCUGCCUGGUGUUUGAGAUGCUGGAGCAGAACCUGUACGACUUCCUGAAGCACAGCAAGUUCAGCCCCCUGCCACUACAACACAUCAGACCCAUACUGCAACAGGUGGCGACGGCGCUGAUGAAGUUGAAGUCUCUGGGUCUGAUCCAUGCUGACCUGAAGCCAGAGAACAUCAUGCUGGUGGAUCCUCUCAGACAGCCCUACAGGGUCAAGGUCAUCGACUUCGGCUCAGCCUCACACGUCUCCAAGGCUGUCUGCUCAACGUACCUGCAGUCACGAUACUACAGGGCUCCAGAGAUCAUCCUGGGUCUGCCGUUCUGUGAGGCUAUAGAUAUGUGGUCUCUAGGCUGCGUUAUAGCCGAGCUGUUCCUGGGGUGGCCCCUGUACCCCGGGGCCUCGGAGUACGACCAGAUCCGGUACAUCUCUCAGACCCAGGGUCUGCCUGCAGAGUACCUGCUGAGUGCCGGCACCAAGACAAGCCGCUUCUUCAAGAGAGGACCUGACUCCAGCUACCCCGUCUGGAGAAUCAAGGCCCCUUCGGACCACGAGGCUGAGAUGGGUAUCAAGUCGAAGGAGGCCCGUAAAUACAUCUUCAACUGUCUGGACGACAUGAUACAGGUCAACCUAUCGUCUCACCUGGAGGGGACGGACAUGCUUGCGGAGAAAGCUGAUAGGCGGGAAUUCAUCGACCUGCUGAAGCGGAUGCUUCGAUUGGACGCUGACAAGAGGAUCACGCCCACUAAGACGCUGGGUCAUCCCUUCGUCACCAUGAGUCACCUGCUGGACUUCCCUCACAGCUCCCAUGUGAAGUCUUGCUUUCAGAACAUGGAACUCUGUAAACAUAGGAGCUCGUCGUUCGACAACAACAAAACUCUCUUCUCCACCAACACUCUUCCUAGUGCUGCCGCCGGCAACCUCACUGUCACCUUCAGCAGCCAGCUGAGCCAGCACAACCAGGUCCCGUCAGCAGGGGGCGCUGUUCCUCUCAUGAACUACCAGCCAGCCCUGUACCAGCAGGCCACCAUCAACAUCCCUGGGCUGGCCCAACAGAGUGUCCCCCUGCAGGCACGCCCCACCGGCCUGGCCUGCCAGACUGAGCCCUUCCAGCAGACUCUCAUCGUCUGCCCACCAAACACCAUACAGGGUCUCCAGUCAUCCAAUAAGAGCUCUAGUUUCCCAGUGAGGAUGAACAGUUCAGCCCCCAUAGUGAACCAGAACCAAUCAACACAGCCACUGCAGCUGCAGCCUGCCAUGCUCACACAGGGCUCCUGCACACCCCUGAUGGUGGCCACCCUCCACCCCCACCCCCCCACGGUAGCGGGCAUAGUCCCCCAGUACUCUGUUCCCCUGGGGCUGGGCUGUGAUGCCGGCCACCCCACUCUGCUGGAGCACACUGCCACCGUGCUGCAGGCUUGGCCCGCCGGCACCCAGCAGAUCCUCAUCCCGUCGUCAUGGCAGCAGGUUCCUGGCGUGGCCAUCCACGGCUCCUCCCACCAGACGGUUGUCGCGGAGUCUCCCGUAGAGACGCUCCUUUCGGACACAGCCCAGCACACAAACAGCUGGAGGGGGUCUCAGUACAGGGGAGUACUGCAGCAGAGUCAAUCGACCUUUGACCCUAGCCGGGGUCAGGCCACCCAGAGGUCACAGCAGGAGAGGAGCGGAGUGGGGAAGAGGGCCAAGGGUCGCCGCGGCAACAACAGAACCACCAGGGGUGUGUCUGGUGUGCCGCUGCUCACCAAUGCCAUGCUGACUCCGCCCACCUGCAGUGUGGCAGCUCUUUCUCAGCCAAUCAUAAUCUCAGACACGCCCAGCCCGGCGGUCAGCGUCAUCACCAUCCACAGCGACUCAGACGAGGAAGACGAGAGGAAGUUCCACCCGGCCAGCUGUGGUCCGGCUCAGAGGACUAACGUGAUCAGCUGUUUGACGGUCCACGACUCUGACUCCUCCACGGCCAGCCCCCUCACCCCCCGCCUCCUCGCCGGCUCCAGCACUCUCACACACCUCCGGGGAGGGGGAACGUCUAUGGGCAGGUCACUGGCCGUGGUGGCACCAUCUGUCAAGACCCAGCCGACUGAGACGGGGCAACUCCAGAGCUCCUACAUCAAGCCCAAGCGGGCCAAUCGACAGCCCUGUAGUGGUGACAACAGCGACCGCCAUAAGCUAGUCCCCAGCCAAUCACAUCCUCUCAACCUCAGCCAGGUACAGCCUGUAGUCUCAUCCUCGUCUCAGGACCGUUCCCACGGCAACCUGCGUCGCCAGGCAACCUACCCCCCUAGCCCCGCUUCCCACUACACCUUUCAGGAAGCGCCCUCCCUAAGCUCCGCCCCCAGCCUCUACACCUUCCCCGCCUCCGCCGCGCUAGCCUCCGCCUCUCAGGCCAUGGAACAGUUCCUGGUGCGUGGCCACCCCACCCCUUCCACCUAUGCCCCUCCCACUGUCUCUUACGGAGCCUCUGGGUUGGCCAGGAGUGACGCAGGGACCAGGAAGGAGUCUUCGGUGGGGUCAGGGAUGAUCCAUGGGGUGGGGCUUCCUGCAACCUAUCAGCACCAGUUUACUGCUGGGCCCCCAUACAUUAGUGUGAGGCCCCGGGCUGAAGCCUACAGCGCAUACCAGCUCAGCCCUCGACGGUUGGGACAGUACCCUUACUUAUGAUGAGACGUGGGCCGCUUUCAGCCGCAAUGCAACGUUUUGGAACGUUCAGAUAGAAAAAAUCCUAUGUAGAACAAACAUGUCUGUGAAUUGCAGAUCAAAUUAGAGCUGGGAUGAUAAACCAAAAAUGAUCGACACCGACUAUACCGAUCACUUAUCGCAGACAUUUUGUUAAUAUCAUUCAUUACAAUAAGUAGCCUCUACUAGAGAAACGUGAAGUUUGAAAUGAAAUAAGUUUACUAAUAUGGGUGAUUGUUAAUAGAACAAUUGAUGGCUACAAUCGUCAAAGUAGUAGUAGUUUAAAGGCCCAAUGCUUCCGUUUUUAUCGCAAUAUCAAGUCAUUUCUGGGUCAGAAUUAAGUACCUUACUGGGAUUGUUUUCAAUUGAAAUAAUCAAAAAUAAACAGAAAGCUAAAUAGCAAAGAGCAAUUUUUCAAGUAAGAGUUUUGCUAGGACUGUCUGGGAGUGGUCUGCGUGGGGAGGGGAAACUGAAAACUAGCUGUUAUUGGCAGAGAGUUUUGGAACUCUUUCUUAUUGGUCUAUUAACUAAUGAACCACCUGGUGACGUCACCAGACACGCUCAAAACUCCAUCCCACCAAAACAGGCAGGACAUUUCAGACGGUCUUUUCAAACAGUUUUUACAUUUUAAAGGGCAUCAUAUUCUUUUUUUUUUUUAAACAAUUUCACAGUAUUAUUCCAACCACACAGGGGGGAAAAACGUUUUAGACAACACUGGGCCUUUAAAGGACAUUAAAACCAUAUGGUAGUGUAGAUUGUUAUAUAGGCUUCUUUCUAUUUAUCCAAUCAAUUCAGGUCAUUUAUCCCGAUGCGGAUUUUUUUUUUUGUCCUUAUCGCCCAGCUCUAAAUCACGUCGACACUAUUCAUGACAUGUUUUAUCUGCAACGUUGGGACAACGUUUUGCAACUGAACGUGGCUAUGGUAGAGCAGUAUACCUACUGAUGAUGUCAUGAUACUGGGGCUAGAGAUGGGGGGGGGGGGGGGGAUAAUGUGUAGGACUAUGGCCCUCACACACACACACACUGAAGGGGCAAUAAGACCCCCCCCCCCACUUCACCUUGUGGAUGAAUCCGGGAGGGCUAUGGAAAGGGGUGGGGGGGGGGUACCUAUGAAUUUUUGCACUACUGCAUUUUAUUUACUGUUAAGCAGUGGUUCACCUCAAACUGGUUUAACAGCUUUCUGUUAAGCAGUGGUUCACCUCAAACUGGUUUAACAGCUUUCUGUUAAGCAGUGGUUCACCUCAAACUGGUUUAACAGCUUUCUGUUAAGCAGGGGUUCACCUCAAACUGGUUUAACAGCUUUCUGUUAAGCAGGGGUUCACCUCAAACUGGUUUAACAGCUUUCUGUUAAGAAGGGGUUCACCUCAAACUGGUUUAACAGCUUUCUGUUAAGCAGUGGUUCACCUCAAACUGGUUUAACAGCUUUCUGUUAAGCAGUGGUUCACCUCAAACUGGUUUAACAGCUUUCUGUUAAGCAGUGGUUCACCUCAAACUGGUUUAACAGCUUUCUGUUAAGCAGUGGUUCACCUCAAACUGGUUUAACAGCUUUCUGUUAAGAAGGGGUUCACCUCAAACUGGUUUAACAGCUUUCUGUUAAGAAGGGGUUCACCUCAAACUGGUUUAACAGCUUUCUGACCUUUUGUAAUAUUAUUAUUAUUAUGUGAUAUUGUACUGUUAUUUUUCCCAGUAGAAAAAGUAUAAUUGUUUUGUUUUAUCCCUGUUUUAAUUGGAUGUAGAGUGAGGCGUUCUGGUUUUUAAUAUCAUAUAUAUUAUGAAAUUGUGUUUAUUUAAAAGGCUUUGUGUUUUAAAGGGCACUAGUCUCCUCUAGGGGUCCAGUCAGUGAACUGAAACACAGAAUACUGGAGAUACAAAACGUGUUUCUAUACCAUAUGAAAUGUAAGGAUCAGGAGGCAUAUGAAAUGCAAUUCCCAUAUGAAAUGUAAGGAUCAGGAGGCAUAUGAAAUGCAAUUCCCAUAUGAAAUGUAGGAAUAUGACACGAGUCUGUGUUCUACAUGGCAUAAAUGUACAGUAUAUAACAGCUAUGCUGGUCUGUGAGCUACCUGUAGCGUUGCAGCCUCCUGAAUAGGCCCUAGCUGUGUCUCCUUGCAAUAGGAGAGCUCAUUGUCUCACGUCAGAUGGCGUCACUCCUACGCGACGCUCGUCCCUCAAACCCGAGUGCAGACGGCCGUCAGCGCUAUCUGACGUCAGACAAUGUAGGAGAGGCUAGAAAGGCGUAGCUAGAGAGACGGCACACCUAGCUAGGGAGAUGCUACUGCUAGCUAAUUAGCUAGAUAUGCUAGCUAAUCUAAAGAAAACCUACAGGAGACUCUUGUAGCCUAACUCUAGCACAGCUAGCUAGAGAGAUGCUAGUUUUUAGCUAACCCAAGGCUGGUCUAAAGGUGAUCCAAGUAUCUUUAGCAUGGCAGGCUAGCUAGAGAGAUGCUAGCUACUUGCUCAUUUAAACAAAGCACUUAAAGGUGAUUCCGUUUUCGUCCUCAUGCUAGCUAGCAGUAGCCACAUGCUGGCUAGCAUGAGGACGAAAAUGGCUCAGCAGUGUCUCAAUCUCAACAAAAGCCCUUUCCAACCAUAUAGCAGAGCGUAUAAGGUUGGAAUCUUCUAGCUUACCUAAAGGUGAUUUGUGUGUCUUUAGCAUGGCUGGCUAACUAGCUAGAGAUGCUAGCUAUAUGCUAACCUAAAUAACUUCUAACGGUGAUCCUUGUGUCUUUAGCACCCUUAUAUAACCCAAACUAAUCCAAUGACAUCCGUAAUAUGGUCUGAUAAUAGUUGUAUUAUAUUGUUUUACAUAUAGCCUAAACACCUGUGUUUUUAGUUCUACAUGUUCUAAGUUCUAAACCUUCUCUAUUGUGAGUUUAAAUUAUGUUUUGUUGUUAAUGUGAGCCGUCACACAAGACGGUCUUGUUGGUGGCUCGUGCCGCACCGGAUGGAUGGUAAGACGUUUGAAUGGAAGGAGAGGGAGACAGAAAUGUAUGGUUGUUUGACACUGAUGCGAUGGAUCAUUUCAUUUAAAUCAUGAGUAUGUUGUAUGUAGGCUGUUCUGUCACCGCCUGGUAACGAUGUAGUCUAUUCUGUCACCGCCUGGUAACGAUGUAGACUAUUCUGUCACCGCCUGGUAACGAUGUAGUCUAUUCUGUCACCGCCUGGUAACGAUGUAGUCUAUUCUGUCACCGCCUGGUAACGAUGUAGUCUAUUCUGUCACCGCCUGGUAACGAUGUAGUCUAUUCUGUCACCGCCUGGUAACGAUGUAGACAGCCUGGUAAUGAUGUAGACUAUUCUGUCACAGCCUGGUAACGAUGUAGACUAUUCUGUCACCGCCUGGUAACGAUGUAGACUAUUCUGUCACAGCCUGGUAACAAUGUAGACUAUUCUGUCACAGCCUGGUAACGAUGUAGACUAUUCUGUCACAGCCUGGUAACGAUGUAGACUAUUCUGUCACAGCCUGGUAACGAUGUAGACUAUUCUGUCACCGCCUGGUAACGAUGUAGACUAUUCUGUCACCGCCUGGUAACGAUGUAGACUAUCCUGUCACCGCCUGGUAACGAUGUAGACUAUUCUGUCACCGCCUGGUAACGAUGUAGACUAUCCUGUCACCGCCUGGUAACGAUGUAGACUAUUCUGUCACCGCCUGGUAACGAUGUAGACUAUUCUGUCACAGCCUGGUAACGAUGUAGACUAUUCUGUCACCGCCUGGUAACGAUGUAGACUAUUCUGUCACAGCCUGGUAACGAUGUAGACUAUUCUGUCACAGCCUGGUAACGAUGUAGACUAUUCUGUCACAGCCUGGUAACGAUGUAGACUAUUCUGUCACCGCCUGGUAACGAUGUAGACUAUUCUGUCACAGCCUGGUAACGAUGUAGACUAUUCUGUCACAGCCUGGUAAUGAUGUAGACUAUUCUGUCACAGCCUGGUAACGAUGUAGACUAUUCUGUCACCGCCUGGUAACGAUGUAGACUAUUCUGUCACAGCCUGGUAAUGAUGUAGUCUAUUCUGUCACCGCCUGGUAACGAUGUAGACUAUUCUGUCACAGCCUGGUAACGAUGUAGACUAUUCUGUCACAGCCUGGUAACGAUGUAGACAGCCUGGUAAUGAUGUAGUCUAUUCUGUCACAGCCUCUCUGGUCUUUUUUCUUGAUACUGUACUGUCUUGUCUUUGUCAUUAUGUUGCACAAUGCAUUUAGUAAUCAGGUUAUUGGUGAGGAUAAUGUCAACAUCAAAUCAACCCAAUCACUGUUUUCAAAUAAAUUACCCAGAAGUC